CGGAAAUCUGCCCCACUUCACGGCACGGUGAACAGACGCGUCGCGUUGCCAACCAUCACCGUCUACCGGCUCCGUAAUUGACACAACAUCAACACGUGCAUUGAGUUGCAACUACAGCCGUAAUUAUAUUACAUAGGCGGUACCCUUGGCACAUGAGACGGCCGCCAACAAGACAAGAUGCCUUCUUCAGUUGCAUCUCUUACUUACGACGUUGAAGAAGCGUCCAAAGUACCCGCGAAGCGUCGCGGAGUGAGCAUCAAGCCAACUGUAGAGGAUUUGGCCUCUUCGCUCUACGAGGCUGGAGCCCUCCCUGACGAACUGACCCGACUGAUCAACUUGAUAACGAGGCCUAGCCAUUUAGACCAGGCCACUCGAGGGGCGCUUAUUCGGAAUCUCUACCCAGCGACCAAGGUGCCCAAGGAGGCUCUUCUGAACGUGUUAGGCUGCCUGGGCCAUGGCGAGCUCAAACCGUCUCUGCCAAUCCAGGCCCUAGUCUUGAGGUGGCUGGUCUUGGUUUAUAACGUUCUCGAAGAGCCCGGACUCCUCUCGCAGGCAUAUGCUGUACUUUUCAACCUCCUUGACACGGCUGCGUUAAGGUCUCAAUUGUGCCACUUGCUGGCCCUUGUCACUCGCCGCAAGCAUGUACGGCCAUUCAGGAUUCAAGCUGUGCUUGCAUUGUCACGACAAACUGGUAGUGACGCAUCAUUAACCGGCCUGCUGAGGGUUUACAAAAAUUACUAUCCCGAGAUUAUCGUCGGAGAAGUGACGAAGGGCAGGGCAUCAGCCUUCAAGCACCCCGAUCCCCAAUGGCGAUCGAGACUGGAUGAAAUCCAGGCGGAGCAUCUGCUGAGGAGCCGACAAGAGCCAGGAGGCUCUCGGAACGCUUUCCGGGUGAACCACCUGCUGAGCAAGCAAAUGAGAGGCCAAAGAGGCUCAUCUAUCCCUGCCGUCCAUACGCUACACGCUCAAGAGGAUUCCGUAACCCUAGAGGAAAUUGACAGUGCCGAAUCUUUCGUGCUCAACCUCGAGAAAAUAGAAUUGCCGAACCAGCUAGUAGCUGUGUUGGCAGAUCCACUUCUCCAGAAACUCAUGACCUUGAGAGCCAACCACGAGGACUAUUCUCGUGUCAACAACUGGGUGGCAGCUUGCAUCUUGGACGUAAGAAACGGAGAUGCAGACGCCGAGUUGCUCCUAGACACGGUCGACGUCCUCCAAGAUUACGUCUCAAAUACACAGGCCCUCCCCGAGGCAUUGCUUCCCCUAUUCAGCGAGCUGUUUAGAGUUUGGGACGGUGCCGACAAAAGGGAUGUUGUGUUGGAAGUUCUGUCUUACACCCCCCUGAUGCGAUUUGACCAGCUAUACGGAACGACGUUCCAACCGUUAGAGGCAUGCCUACUCGAUAACACAGCCGAAUCGCAGCUUCGUCUGCUCUCCUUUUACACUGCAUUACUCCGCAGGUGGAGGAUCAUUCUCCUCUCUGCUGAGGAUGUAUCGUCUCUAGAGGUUUCAUCGGUAUCAGAUUUGGUCGGGCAUGUCAACCAGCUCACCUUGACCCUGUCGCAGACAUCGCCCACAGCAUCGACCCAUCUCUCAAUCCUUGAAUUCUACAACUAUACAGCAUCACUCACCAUUGUCCCGAGUCUGCUGCAGCACCUGACUAUCGCGAUCCCCCCUCCUACUCUUGUGUACAUCCUGCACUUCAGCCACUGUCUCGCGGUCGUCUCGCGCGCCUGCGCCACCGUGGCGACGUACAAGCGCGGUCUGGAGAUGGCCAUGACACAGUCGUCGGGCAGGCACCUCAGCCCCGCCGAGAGCGAGCGCGUCAGGACGUUCAACGGCUUCCUGAUGGACAUGUGCAACUGCAUCUGGCGGUCCAAGGCCUUCGGCACGACCGACGUCAACGCCCAGGGCUGCCGCAUCCCCGUCGCCGUCGUGACGUCUCUCCAGACCUACCUCGCCGGCGUCGAUCCCGACACCCCCCUGGCAUCGGCGUUCGGCGUGUCCCACUCGCCGGUGCUGUGCCUGCAGUCGCUCUCGUACGUGCGGGAGCUGGAGGACAUGAUCCUUGCCGAGAUGGACGGCGACCUUCGCGAGCGCCACGGAGGGCCCGUGACGCUGAAAUCCCUGGCAGCCCUGAAGAAUAGGGGUGGGCUGGACCUGAGCUGGCAGGAGUACAGGUCCGGGGUUCUGAGGUACCUCGAGCAGAACGGGUUCGGGGGUGUUUCCAACUUGAUGUACAAUACGAUGAAGAUCCUGAUGCAUUCCAAGCCGUAGCGAGCAACAGAACACUCGACUUGUGGUGGCGGAGAAGAGGGAAUGAGCAGGGCUAGUUGAUGUUGAGGACAUUGGGAGUCGUCUGUUGAAUACAUGCACUUCUCUACCAGCGUCCCCUACUUCCAGCCGCCAUAUUGGAGUCUGUUGACUUUCUGCGAGGUGAGCGCGACAAGAG
Molecule: messenger RNA, 2449 nt
Organism: Phialemonium atrogriseum
Lineage: Eukaryota; Fungi; Ascomycota; Sordariomycetes; Cephalothecales; Cephalothecaceae
Product: Mis6-domain-containing protein
Exons: 8
Coding region: 178-2274 (698 amino acids)
Biological process (GO): mitotic sister chromatid segregation; CENP-A containing chromatin assembly
Cellular component (GO): inner kinetochore; kinetochore
Source: RefSeq, a predicted model, not a curated record